AUGGCGCUGAUGUCCCCCCAGCCCAACGACGAGCUCUUGAGCUCACUUGACAACCUCUUCGGGGACAAAGCCUAUUCCGACUUGACAGUCACCUGCCGGGGUGACGAAUACAAAGUCCACAAAGCCAUUAUCUGCCCGCGCUCGCCCUUCUUCGCAUCGGCAUGCAAUGGCCCUUUCCAGGAGGCGAGAACCGGCAUCAUCGACCUUCCGGAUGACGAUCCCCAGGCCGUGAAGCUGAUGAUCCGAUAUUUUUAUUACCUCGAUUACCCACAACAGCCGGAAGCCCAAGAUAAGGGUCCAGGAACUCCGAACAAGGUCAGCACGAAAACAAACUUCCCGAUGCCGGCAAUGGCCGCGGGAGCGAAAAAGAGCGGCCCAAAGAAGAAGGUGGGAUACUCCCCCCAACCAAACUUGACCGUUCACGCCAGGGUGUAUGCUCUGGCGGAGAAAUACGACAUCAAGGGGUUGAAGACGCUAUCGCUCGGAAAGUUCGAGAUAGAGGCAGACCUUCACUGGGACAGCGAUGACUUCAUGUGCGCCGUUGAGGAGGUGUACACCUCCACGGUAGAUGAAGAUCGGGGCAUGAGGGAUGCGGUGGUCGAGGCCGUUUACAACAAUGCCGGCGUCCUCGAGAAGGAGUCGAUGCAGAAUCUGGUCAAACGCCUGCCUUUGUGUUUUGACCUCAUGAUGAGGUUCCGUGGCUGGCUUUAG
Messenger RNA from Chaetomium fimeti, 711 nucleotides. Its product is annotated as BTB/POZ protein. Gene Ontology annotation, molecular function: protein binding. The transcript has 3 exons. Lineage: Eukaryota; Fungi; Ascomycota; Sordariomycetes; Sordariales; Chaetomiaceae. Bases 1 to 711 code for a protein of 236 amino acids. The record is from RefSeq and is a predicted model, not a curated record.